AUGAAUAAAUAUAAAGAUACUUUAAAAACUAAAUUUGAGUAUAAAUAUUUAUUUUACUUUGCCUCUUUUGUAUCCAUCAAUUUAGGUAUAUGCAAUGAAUAUAUUAAAAAAAAAAAGUUGGCUUAUAAAAAUGUAUCUCAUAAAAUAUAUUUCGAUUUAAGUGAAAAGAAUUUUGAAUUUUUGGAUAAAAAUAAAUACUUAUAUAGAAUUGAAAAAAUAAAUGAGUAUUUUGAUUUACCAAAAUCAAAAUUGUUAGACGCAUGUAAUAAUUAUUUCCCAGUGGAUUAUCAUUUACAAUAUGUAAGUAAUAUUUUUGAAAAAAAAAAAGAUGAAUUAAAUAAUAUAAUGGAAAAAGAAAAGAACAGUAUGUCUAUUGAUGAGUUGAUAUGUGAUAUUAUAAACUAUUUAGAAUCUGUAAUAAAUGGGAAUAUAAAUGUGGAUAACCAUAGAAUUAAUCAUAAUAAUAUAAAUAUAAAUAUAUAUAAUAAGGACCACAUCAACAUAAGCAACAACAAUAAUAAUAAUGAUGAUAUUUACUUAGAUAAUAAAUGUAGUGAUGGGGGUAGCUUCUUAAAAAAUUUAAAUCUUAGUUAUUUUAAAGAUUUUUUAGUAGAGAGGAAAAAAAUAAACCUAGAUGAAUCAUUCAAUGAUAAUUCUUUAAAUGUUUUAUUUGAUGAACUUUAUACAUAUACUUAUAUAUACUUAUUAAUUAAUUAUAAAAGGAAUAAUUUUUUUGAUUUUAUAAAAAUGAAAAGAUCAUAUAGACAUUGUAGCGAACAUGUGGGGAAAGAUAUUGGCCUAGAAGUUCAUAAUUAUAUAGGAUUAGGAAUAAAAGAUAAUAAAUUAACAAUAUUAAAAGAAGAACAAGAAGAAGAAGAAAAAAAAAAAAAUAAUAAAAUAAAAAAAAAUAAAAAAUAUAAUAAUGAUAACAUUAAUAUUAAGAAUAGUAGUAGUGAUACUAAUAUUGAUAGCCCUAGCAAUAAUAAUAAUAAUAAUAAUAAUAAUAAUAAUAAUCAUGGUAAGCAAAUAUUGGAUAAUACAAAAUAUGUUUUAAAUAUAGAUACGAUAAAGGAGAUACAUAGAAGCUUAUCUACAUAUGGAAUAGUUGUUUUAAAAAAUGUGUUACCAAAAGAAAAUAUAAAGAGAUUAAAGAAAGAAUUGUUUGUAGAAGAAAAAGAUAUAAACAUAUCAUCAUUUUUAAUGAAUAAAGAUCAAAAUAUAUUUUGUAUACGUCCUAGUAGAGGUAGACAAUAUUGUAUCUUAAGAAAUAGUACGGUAAGUGAUUUGUUUAUAAAUUUACAACAAUAUUGGAUGAAUAUUGUAUAUUCUUAUUUAUCCUUUGGAACAUAUGAAAAUAUAUUUAAGCACUUUGAUAGAAAGACAAUUUUUAAUUUAAAUAAUAUUAAUAAUUUGGAUAUAAAAAAUGAAAAAAACGAUAAAAUUUAUUUAUCUGAAUUACAAUUAUUAAAUAAUGAACCUUUAAGUGAUAAACAAACUUAUCAUGUUGAUAAUGGAUAUAAUGGAAUAUCGAUUAUUGUCCCACUUAAUAAAAUAAAUGAAGAAUCAGGAAAUUUCGAAUUUUUUACAGGAACACAUUUAUUUUCCUCAUUACAAAAUAAAAGUUUAAAACAUAAAAUUAAAACGUUUAAACAAUUUUUAAAGGUUUAUUAUAUAACAAAAGGAUCUUCUUUUAUACCUGAUGUAAAAGAACAAGAUUUAAUUAUAUAUGAUUCUAGAAUCUUACAUAGAGGUCUAUCAAAUAAUUUAUGGAUGAAAAAUUCGUCUUUAAUUUAUCGUUAUGAUUAUAAAAAAUAUCCUCCACCGGGACAAAAUUUUAUUGAUAUCUUUUCAUACAACAUAAUUGGAAAGUGCAUAUCAUUUUUUAACUUUUUAGAAAAAUAUAUAUAA
Plasmodium reichenowi is the source of this 1908-nucleotide messenger RNA. RefSeq lists its product as hypothetical. The record is from RefSeq and is a predicted model, not a curated record. NCBI's taxonomy places the organism in Eukaryota, Apicomplexa, Aconoidasida, Haemosporida, Plasmodiidae. The transcript has 2 exons. The coding region runs from base 1 to 1908 and encodes 635 amino acids.